This is a messenger RNA of Schistosoma rodhaini, 1934 nucleotides long. Lineage: Eukaryota; Metazoa; Platyhelminthes; Trematoda; Strigeidida; Schistosomatidae. The record is from the annotation of a GenBank genome assembly.
AAAACCUGAGAACGAUUCACUUGCGAGGAGCAGGCUGGUUUUCGUUGUGGUCGAGGAUGCAUUGAUCACAUCUUCACCCUCCGCCAAAUGUUAGAACACCGUCAUACUUAUCACAGGCCAACAAUCGUAGUGUUUCUUGAUAUCAGGGCUGCCUUCGAUUCGUUGGACAGGACUGUUCUCUGGGAUUGUCUAUUGAAGAAGGGUGUGCCUGAGAAGUUCAUUAACAUCUUAAAGGCCCUGUAUACGAACACCUCAGGCAGAGUAAGGGCAUACAAUCACCUUUCUCCCUUGUUCCAUUCGAGCAGUGGGGUUAGGCAGGGUUGCCCGAUCUCACCAUUCCUCUUCAACUUUGCCAUCGACGACAUCCUGGAAACAGCUCUGAUGGAUGUAAGUAAUGGCGGUGUGGAUAUGUUGCCUGCAGAACGACUUCUCGACCUCGAGUAUGCGGAUGAUAUUGUCUUACUGCGUGAUAAUGCCCAAGCCAUGCAAUCCGCACUUAAUCAGUUGGCAAUCAGUGUCCGCAGGUACGGCAUGUGCUUUGCACCCUCCAAGUGCAAAGUACUCCUACAAGACUGGCAGGAUUCUCAUCCUGUACUCACCCUGAAUGGUGAGCAGAUUGAAGUAGUUGAGAAGUUCGUGUAUCUAGGUAGCUACAUAAGUGCCGGAGGUGGCGUGAGUGAUGAAAUCGAUGCACGUAUAAUGAAAGCCAGAGCGGCUUAUGCCAAUCUAGGCCAUCUUUGGCGCCUUCGUGAUGUUAGUCUGGCUGUAAAAGGUCGGAUCUACAACGCGUCGGUCAGAGCAGUUUUGCUCUAUGCUUGUGAAACCUGUCCUCUUCGAGUUGAGGACUCUCUGUGUUCCAUCAUCGUUGUCUCCGAAGGAUUGCUGACAUUCAGUGGCAACACCAUGUUAGUAAUGCAGAGGUUCGGCAUCGUGUGUUGGGGCGCAGAGACGAUAAUUCAAUUGGUGUCACCAUCUUGAAACACCGACUUCGGUGGCUUGGACAUGUUUUACGAGUGUCGUCCCAGAGGCUUCCACGUCGUGCAUUAUUUGCCGACUCUGGGACUGGUUGAAAAAUGCGGAGAGGAGGUCAGUGUAUGACAUGGUGUCGUAGCAUGAAAGAGAGCUGCAAAGGGCUAGCUUCUGUUGGUCCUUCACGACUCCCUGGCUGGGGUCCGAGAGAUGAUGCAACACAGUGGCUAGAGACGUUAUCGGAUAUGGCUCAGAAUAGAAGCCAGUGGCGAGCCUGCUGUAACCUUCUUCUACUUUCUUCAUAAAGAGUGGCUAUAACUUUCGUAACUGAGAGAGCUCUUCUGGUUGUACAUUCAGUUCCCCCCAUCAUUACUCUUCUCCUUUUCUUUUUUUCCUUUUUUUAUAUAUACGCAUCUUCUUCCUUCUCCCAUUCUCAUUAUUUUGUGUGGCGCAUAUGUAUCCGGUGCCCUUUGUACCAAUAUAUAUGUGAUUAAAUAAAUAAUAAAUUGAAAGACAUGGCUCAAAAUCGUUUGCAAUGGUGCAGGUGCAUCUACUCUUUGUGUUCUGCCAAAUUCUAAUCCUCUGAAUUCCUCAUGUCCUUAUCCUUUUUCUCUUUCCAAAUUUAUUUCACUGUAUUACACUCCUUGAAUAACAUAUUCAAACCCUAAUCUUUCGGUUUACUGCUUAUACUCUUACUACCUCUACCACUAUGGGAUCUGAAUCGACAACUGCAUCUCUGUGCUAAUGUGGUAUGGCAACUCGAACUGAUGUAUGUACGUACGAAGUUCUACAUUGUAACUGACUGACGAAUUAUUAUCGCCCUAAAAAAUAAGUAUAUAUAUUUGGGACUGUACAACCUUGAAAAUGAAUUUGCCGAAAAGAGACCUCUUCGCGGAACCAAUUUUUCUUAUUUAAUGUCUUAAUUUGUUCAGCUUAUUUAAGUUCAAUGUUUGCAUUUGCGUUAG